Molecule: messenger RNA, 2408 nt
Organism: Aedes albopictus (Asian tiger mosquito)
Lineage: Eukaryota; Metazoa; Arthropoda; Insecta; Diptera; Culicidae
Exons: 3
Coding region: 554-2224 (556 amino acids)
Biological process (GO): monocarboxylic acid transport
Cellular component (GO): membrane
Molecular function (GO): monocarboxylic acid transmembrane transporter activity
Source: RefSeq, a predicted model, not a curated record
AGAUAACGCCCAUUCGGCCUGGGACGGCCGGGCGGCGGUUGUCGUUAGACAAAAAGCCUAGUCCGCCAGCCAGGUACAAACUAGCUUUAGGCUGCAGAUGACGAGGAAUGUGUUUGUGCCUCGCUUCUCCCACAGGCCACCCAAGACCUUACUCGCGCGCGCUAUGGAUGCAUCCAAGUCACUUGGCUGGCGUACCGUGCUCCAAAGACAACGGCGUACAUCGGCGUGUCGUCGUAGUCCGUAGUCAUCGUUGUCGUCGUCGUCGCCUUCGCGUUCGUCUACGCCGCGAUAAUGGCCUGCAAUACGGUUCUUAGCAGUGCUUGUCAUACGGUGGUUUAUCUAGGCUACGCGCGCGUGCGGAAGUGCUACGAACUAAUCGGAACCUGUCCUCGGCGGCAUAGUAUUCCCACCUGUUAGUGAAUUUCGACCGCGAUCUCGGAACGCCGAUUCCCAGUUCGGCUACGGUUCGUUUCGUUAUGUAAUUACGGUGCUUGAAUUUCGGACCGUACCGUGAACUGCGAUUACGUGCGUAUGAUUCAUUUGACGACGCAAAAUGGAAGCCUUCAUCAACGAGAUGGUAGAACCGAGGGUACUGGACCUGCUGAUGCUGAUAUUGCCCAAAUGGAAGCUGCUGGUGUACAUAUUCUUGAUGAAUGUCAUCAUCUUCUCGCCGAUCUACUUUUUCGGCGUGAUCCUCAUCGACAACGUCGAGCUGCUGCUCAUCUGCCCAUCGGCCAUGCUGUACGGCUUCAAUCUCAUCCACCGGGCCCUGUUCGUAAGGCAUAACCUCAACAACACCCGCUCGAUGCUCGUGGGCAUUGGUUUCCUAUGCGUCGGAGUCACGGCCAGUGGCUUGGUUGCCAUGUACAGCGACGACCGGGGGACCUAUCAGGCGAUCGUACUACUCUACAGCGUGGUAGGAGGAUACGGUUAUCACUUGGUGUUCUCUAAAAUGUGGAAAGUCCUGGCGAAGAUCUUCAACGCCAAGACGGAAAUGUUCGUCAUAAAGUUCCUGCAUUCGUUCGGUCAGUCCAUGACCCUGAUGUUCCUGUUGGUUAUAUUCCACUGCCCGUGGAAGGACUAUAUUUUCGGGGCCUUGCUGGCGCUGCUCGGAGGAGUUCUACUCAAUCUCGUUCCCAUUACCAUCCUCAUAGAGAACGAGAAAAAUUUUCUGAAGCUGGACCAAGACUCGUUCAUUAAGAUUACCGAAAAGGGUAACGAAUCGUUCUACAACGAUGUGGCAAAGAACUUUACCGGCGUGGAAGCCGUUUUUCCGACACAGUCGAAUCCAGAAGCUGAACAAAUGUCGAUGAUGAGCUGGAAGAAUCCGGCCAACUACAGCAGACAGGAAGAACCGGAAAUUCCGACCGUCCUAGACGCAGACUGCGACGAUGACCUGCUAAGCAGGGAAGGCAAGUGCUACAAUCACGAUGGGGUUGAGAUACUGGAAAUUAUCAUCGAGGAGGAAGAGGACACCGUCUCGGAGAAUGGCGCAGAGGUCAUUGUGAACGUGCAACCUGUCAAGGCAGCUGAUAAGACAAAGUGGCUCACAUUGAGCCAGAUACUCAUAUCGAUCGCUGAGCUGUAUCGCGGCAUACAUGUACGACAAAAUUUCAACACCAGAAUCAUGAAAUCGUUGCGGUAUUCAGUCAGGGAGCUAAAGUUCUACAGCUGUUUGCUCCUCAAAUCCAGCGAUGUCUGCAUAUUUGUGCUUUUCCUGACAGUGCUACCGAGAUUUAUGUCCCACCAUUACAACCACCGGACCAAGCCGCGGCAAAUGCUCCUACUAUCGCUCGUCAUUAUCUCCGCUUCGUGGGCGACGUUUUCCCUUCUUCUGCUCUGGUGCGACAUCAAGCUUCGCAAACAGCAAGAUAAGCUACUCAUAUUCAGCAUUCUGUUCAAAGCGUUCGGCUACUUUUGCGUGUACUCGACCAAAUCGAGCUUCUGGACCGUGUCCGGGUGCAUUCUGAUAGGCGUGGGGCACGCGAUCACCUGCUCCUAUCAGGAUCUGGUCAUCAAGCGGAAGUUCAACGGCCGCCAGUGGAGCCUGGCGAAGGGUGCCCUCUGUCUGCUGAGCGGACUGCUAGUGGUAGCGAUAGCCGGCUUAACUAAUGUAGCUUAUAUCUACUGUAGGAUAGAUAACGUACUGUUGACGCUGUUGCUUGUUUACUGCUUCAGCGGGAGUGUGUGGUUGGUGUGCAAUUUUAGAAUUAUAUUUCGAUAGAUUUAAGUUAAUAAACGAAACGAGCGAAAAAACGAAUAUUUUAAUGGGACAAGUAUUGGGAUCGGUAAAGUAAAGCGAAUUAGUAAAUUUUACGGUUUGUACAGAAAGAACCAGGUUAUUGCCGUCAUUUUUCAAUCAUACCUAAAUAAAGAAUAUGACGCACUAUCAUUGCAUCCCCGACAAA